Molecule: messenger RNA, 1616 nt
Organism: Coregonus clupeaformis (lake whitefish)
Lineage: Eukaryota; Metazoa; Chordata; Actinopteri; Salmoniformes; Salmonidae
Product: probable N-acetyltransferase CML1
Exons: 2
Coding region: 82-753 (223 amino acids)
Molecular function (GO): N-acetyltransferase activity
Source: RefSeq, a predicted model, not a curated record
GAAGACGGAAGUCCGCCUGUUGUUCGACCUGUUCAGAUUGGAUUAUAUUUCUCUGAGACAUUUCUAAAUCAGACCAGUGCCAUGGUUGCUGGCGUCACGAUCCGAAGGUACCAGGAUGAUGACAAGGAGUCCGUGAAGGAGAUCUUCACCCUGGGGAUGAGCGAGCACGUCCCCUCCUCCUUCAUGCACCUCCUCAAACAGCCCCUGACCCAGAUGACCCUGAUGGUCACGUUCUGCGCCCUGCUGGCCAGCUCCAAGUCCAUCCUGCUGCCUGUAGUAGCGGUCACUCUCCUCCUGGCCGGGGCCAAGCAGCUGGUGGGCUACCUCUUCAACAGCUACAUCGACACCUCCCUUAAGAAGGACCUCAACCACAUCCAGGAGACCUACCUGGAGAACAAGGACUCGUGUUUCUGGGUGGCUGAGAGCGACGGCCGGGUGGUGGCAACGGUGGCCUGCCUGCCCGCGGAGAGGGAACCAGGCUACAUGGAGCUGAAGAGGUUGUCUGUACGCCGGACACACCGGGGUAUGGGCAUCGCCAAGGCCCUCAGCAGGACAGUGGCAGACUUCAGCAGGGAGAGAGGCUUCCCUGCUGUCAUCCUCUACACGUCUGUAGUGCAGACUGAUGCACAGAGGCUGUAUGAGAACAUGGGCUACACACGGAUCAGAGAGUUCGUCAUCCCUGAGCCCAUCGCCAAAAUCACCAACUUUACUCUGAUAGAGUACAGACUGGACUUACUGCGGGGGGGGGAAUAGGAGGAGGACUGAAAGGACAGUAGGACGCAGACAGACAGACAGACAGACAGACAGACAGACAGACAGACACAUAUCUACAGUUCAUUCGGAAAGUAUUCAGACCCUUUACUCAGUACUUUGUUGAAGGGUCAAUAACGUAUAAGGUUUUAAAAAGGGAAACAUUUUGAAAAGGGAAAACUAUUUAAUUUCAAACACUAAUGUUCCCUUGAGUGUUACGUAUGCACGUUCAGGGUUUGUCGCAAAAAAUGGUUGUUAAUUUUCAUUUUUUUAUGCGAUUGUUAAAUUGACCUCCAAAAAAAAAGUGAUUUGGUGCGACCAUGAAUCAAAAAUAAAAAAAUGUUUUCGGACCAUUAUUUCAAGCAAAUAAGAGUAAAAUAUGAAUAUAUGCAUAUCUCAAAUAUUCAACAUUAAAGAAGUUAUAAGUUACAGUAUAAUAAAUAUCUUUCUUUUUCACUUUUCACUGGACGAACCUUUUUGAAUGACUCAACUACAACUUCUGUUAAAUAAAUGAAAACCAGUCUCUUAUAGAAAAAAAGUAACAUUAAAAACACUGGUUGUACCGAAUGAACAUUGCUGGUCGCACCGCAUGACUGUUUUGUUAUGGUGUAUUUUUUUUGGCAGAUUCUCCAUUUCCCUCUUAAUCAAACAUGCUUUACUAUUCAACAACGAUGCCUUCUAAUGCUUAAUAAAAUACCAAAAAUGUGACUCAAAUGAUUAUCACGCAGAAACAAUUAACUUCUAAAAACAGGAUUAAAAUGAUGCAUUAUGAUGAAUUUUUAAUACAAUGUUAAAAACAGUGUUAAGAAUCAUUGUAAUAAAUUAAUAGUAAAGUAAUUGAAAUACAAUAAUUAAACAUUAAAAUA